AUAAAAAUAAAACACAAUAAAAACAGGGAGGGGUUUAGAAAGGUUUGAUGUUAUUCACAUUCCAAUGUCUGCACUGUCCACGCAUUGCUUUCAAUGGAAUUUGCAACUUUCUUUCCCACCCCAAUCCCUCACAGGGGAAUCCCACCAGCAAAAUCUCAAUCUCUUCAUCACUUUCUCUUCUUCCCAACCUCCAUUUCCUCUUCUUUUCCUUCCUCUCUUAUUCCAGUAACAAUCAAACCCUCAAGAUCUCAGUUUCAUAUUCUCUUUGAUUCAUUCCGACACAAUUUCGUCCAAGACAUCGAAAAUUGUCACAAACCGGUUUUUGGGUUUCAUCAGACCGAGGCCCCGGACCCACUCCAGAGGGUUUUCAUCCAAGACUCACCUUGGAUUUUGAACGACUUGUUGAUGAAUGACAUUGAGGAGGAGGAGAAGCACAAUUUGCUGAGGAGGAGGCAGAUUCAAAUGGAGACUGAAGCGUUGGAGAGUAUGGUGGAGGAGUACAGAGAGCUAGAGAGGGAAAUGCGUGAGAAGAAUCUGAUUCCCAAUUUGCCUCACGUGAAGGCUCUAUUCUUGGGGUGGUUUGAUCCUCUUAAAGAGGCUAUAGAGGCAGAGCAGAAGUUAAAAAGGUCGAAGAAGCACAAAGCGGCAUUUGCACCCCACAUUGAUUCAUUGCCUGCGGCAAAAAUGGCUGUAAUUGUCAUGCACAAGCUGAUGGGUUUGCUGAGUAUGGAGUAUCAUCAUGCGGGUUGUGUUCUCCUUGUGGAUGCUGCUGUUCAGAUUGGUAUGGCAGUGGAACAGGAGGUUAGGAUUCAUAACUUCCUGGAAAAGACUAGAACACGCAAGAGUAAGAAAACAGAGGUUGUUCGUGAAGACUGUACGGAUAAUGAUACACAAAAAUUAAGGAAACAUGUAAAUGGCUUGAUUAAAAGAAGAAGACUUAAACAGGUUCAGAUGCUAUUGAAAGAGGACGAAUGUGGCCCUUGGGGGCGUGAUACCCAGGCUAAGCUGGGAAGUCGAUUAAUAGAUUUAUUAAUUCAAACAGCAUUUGUACACUCUCCAGUUAAUCAGUCUGCUGACACUCCACCUGAUAUUCAACCAGCAUUCAGGCAUAGAUUUAAAGUUAUAUCAAAGAAUCCAGAGCAAAAAUUUUUGAAGAAUUAUGGUGUUAUAGAAUGUGAUCCCUUAAUCCUUGCUGGGAUGGAUAAAUCUGUUAAGCAUAUGUUAAUGCCUUACAUGCCAAUGCUAGUACCUCCAAAAGAGUGGAAAGGGUAUGAAAAUGGUGGCUAUUUGUUCUUGACAUCUUAUAUCAUGCGCACUCAUGGAUCCAAGAAGCAGCAAGAUGUAAUGAAGAAUGUUGGGAGGAAACAAUUGCGAAAAGUUUUUGAGGCCCUGGAUACACUUGGCAACACCAAAUGGCGAGUAAAUGGAAGAGUACUUGGUGUUGUGGAGUACCUCUGGGCUGCAGGAGGUAACAUUGCAGGUUUGAUAGAUCGGAAAGAUGUUCCUAUACCAGAGAAGCCACGUUUGGAGGAAUUAAAACAAAUUCAGGAAUGGAAGUGGAGUGUAAAGAAGGCAGAGAAAAUUAAUCUAGAGAGACAUUCUCUAAGAUGUGACACGGAACUCAAGCUUUCUGUGGCUCAGAAAAUGAAAGAGGAGGAAGGCUUUUAUUAUCCCCACAAUAUUGACUUCCGUGGUAGAGCAUAUCCCAUGCACUCUCAUUUGAACCAUUUAAGUUGUGAUCUAUGUCGAGGAUUGCUUGAGUUUGCUGAAGGGCGCCCAUUAGGAAAGUCUGGACUACACUGGCUAAAAAUACACUUGGCAAAUUUAUAUGCUGGUGGUAUUGAAAAGCUGUCUUAUGAUGAACGGCUGGCUUUUGUAGAGAAUCAUCUCCAUGAUAUAUUUGACUCUGCUGAUAACCCUAUUAAUGGAAAUCGGUGGUGGUUAGGUGCCGAGGAUCCUUUCCAGUGCCUUGCUGCUUGUAUUAAUCUGUCAGAAGGCUUAAGAAGCUCGUCACCAAAUUCUGUUCUUUCACACCUGCCUAUUCAUCAGGAUGGUUCCUGUAAUGGCUUACAACACUAUGCUGCUUUGGGAAGAGAUUCUAUGGAGGCUGCUGCUGUUAACUUGGUGGCUAGUGAGAGACCAGCUGACGUUUACUCAGAGAUUGCUGUUAGGGUUCAUGAUAUUAUGAGAAGGGACAGUAACAAAGAUCCAGCUGUCUAUCCAAAUGCUUUGUUGGCAAGAGUUUUAAUUGAUCAGAUUGACAGAAAGCUGGUCAAGCAGACGGUGAUGACCUCGGUUUAUGGUGUUACUUUUGUUGGUGCACGAGAGCAAAUGAAGAGAAUAUUACAGGAGAAAGGCCUUAUUAAUGAUGAACAACUUUUAUUUACUGCAGCUUGCUAUGCUGCUAAAGUGACAUUAACUGCCCUUGGAGAAAUUUUUGGAGCUGCACGUGUCAUCAUGAGUUGGCUUGGUGAUUGUGCAAAGGUGAUUACUUCCGAAAAUCAUCCUGUUAGUUGGACCACUCCUCUUGGUCUUCCUGUUAUACAGCCAUACUGUAAAACUGAGCGUCAUCUGAUAAAAACAUCUCUUCAAUUUUUGGCUUUGAGACGAGAGGGUAACACAGUAGAUGCCAAGAAACAGAGAUCUGCAUUUCCCCCAAACUUCAUACAUUCACUAGACAGUUCACACAUGAUGAUGACUGCUCUUGCCUGUAGGGAUGCUGGUUUAAGUUUCGCAGGUUUUAAGUUCUCCUUUCACUAACAAAAUCCUAAAGCAUAUUCAAAAUUUCGAUCUAAAGUUGCAAAAAUAUAGAAUAUUUGUUUAAUACUUAUAUUUUCUUGUUCGAAGGCAGUGUAAACCUAGGAAGGGAUGGAAGUGUAUGCCUUCUAUUUCUGUUAUUCCUAUUGCCAUGACAACUGGAAAUACUACUUAUCUUGGUUUACCUUUGUGGAGUUGUGAUUCCUUAGUCAACCAUAUCAUGACCAUCUGAAAACAGAAAUCUAUUUUGAUCUGUGAAGACAAUUUCAAUGUUAGGAACUGAGUUUCCUGU
Vigna umbellata (rice bean) is the source of this 3049-nucleotide messenger RNA. Lineage: Eukaryota; Viridiplantae; Streptophyta; Magnoliopsida; Fabales; Fabaceae. The record is from RefSeq and is a predicted model, not a curated record.